Messenger RNA from Lolium perenne, 1217 nucleotides. RefSeq lists its product as uncharacterized. The record is from RefSeq and is a predicted model, not a curated record. Lineage: Eukaryota; Viridiplantae; Streptophyta; Magnoliopsida; Poales; Poaceae. Gene Ontology annotation, molecular function: DNA-binding transcription factor activity; protein dimerization activity. Gene Ontology annotation, biological process: regulation of DNA-templated transcription.
ACUGCCCACAGCUAUUGUCGGAAUAGGUCACAGAAAGUGCAACAGAUCAUACACUGCUUCUAGCUUGGCUUAGGUGCUUGCCACUUACAGACUAGUGCUAGCUUAGCUUUGUUAGGUACGUUUGAUCAUGGCGUUAGUGCGGGAGGCGAUGGCGAUGUAUGACGGAGGCUUCGUCGAAGCCGAGGUGUCUGCGUUCGACGCCCUCGGCUACGGCGGGGGCGUCGACGCGGCCGCGCUGUUCGACUUCGGGGGCUACGCCUACGUCCCCGCCCACGAAGAGCCGGCCGGCACCGCGAGCGCCUGCGUGCAGGACAGCGCGAGCUGGGCGGGCGCGGGGCGGUCCGUGCUCACGUUCGACCGGGCCGCCCGUGGCCACGGCGCGCAGGCGGUGGCGUCGGUGGUUGCGGACGACGAAGCCGACUACGACGCGUGGAUCGACGCCACGGACGAGGACGACCAGGCGGCCCCUGCGGCAUCGACAAUAGGCUUCGACCCGGCCUCGGGCUGCUUCAGCCUCACGCAGAGGUCCGGCGGCGCGCGCCGGCCGUUCGGGCUCCUGUUCCCUGGCACGUCCAGCGGCACGGGCUCGCCGGACACUGCUGCGCCGGCGCGUAUCUCCCAGAAACGGGUCAACGUGGUGCCCAUGCAGGGCGCGGAGCCGCGGGCCGCCAAGAGGCAGUGCGGCGCGAGCAGGAAGACGAGCAAGCUGAAGUCGCCAAAGCCCACCACCACCACUCCCCCCAAGGAACCGCAAAGCCACGCCGCAAAGAAUCGCCGGGAGAAGAUCAGCGAGCGGCUCCGGACGCUGCAGGAGCUGGUGCCCAACGGCACCAAGGUGGACAUGGUCACCAUGCUUGAGAAGGCCAUCAACUACGUCAAGUUUCUGCAGCUUCAAGUCAAGGUGCUCGCGACGGACGAGUUCUGGCCAGUGCAAGGGGUCAUGGCGCCGGAGAUCUCCCAAGUGAAGGAGGCGCUCGAUGCCAUCUUGUCGUCGACACCGCCCUCGGAGGGCCGAAUGAACUGAACUGGACUUGAACUAGCUAGAAAGAAACAAACAAACAACUUAGCUACAUCCUUAUAUAUAAGGAUACGUGUAGAAAUUAAUCUAUAGCGAACAACCUCGUUCGAAGAUAAAUAAGGAGGCAUCUGCAAUACAUCCCUCUUGUUUAUGGUCAUCAGGAUGUAACUUUCUUUUUAUCAGAGGACCUACCUAUAGA